Molecule: messenger RNA, 1236 nt
Organism: Chanos chanos (milkfish)
Lineage: Eukaryota; Metazoa; Chordata; Actinopteri; Gonorynchiformes; Chanidae
Gene: pip4k2ab
Product: phosphatidylinositol-5-phosphate 4-kinase, type II, alpha b
Exons: 10
Coding region: 7-1236 (409 amino acids)
Biological process (GO): phosphatidylinositol phosphate biosynthetic process
Cellular component (GO): plasma membrane
Molecular function (GO): 1-phosphatidylinositol-4-phosphate 5-kinase activity; 1-phosphatidylinositol-5-phosphate 4-kinase activity
Source: RefSeq, a predicted model, not a curated record
CCAAACAUGGCAUCUGCUGCCAGCAAUCUCGCUGCAUCCAUUGCCAGCAAAACUAAAACGAAGAAGAAACAUUUUGUGGCUCAGAAAGUUAAAUUAUUUCGUGCCAGCGACCCGCUCCUCAGUGUAUUGAUGUGGGGAGUUAAUCAUUCGAUAAAUGAACUUAGUCACAUUCAGAUCCCUGUCAUGCUGAUGCCAGAUGACUUCAAAGCGAACUCAAAGAUCAAGGUGGACAAUCACCUGUUCAACAAAGAGAACAUGCCGAGUCAUUUUAAAUUCAAAGAAUACUGCCCUCUAGUCUUCCGUAAUCUGAGGGAAAGGUUUGGCAUAGAUGACCAGGAAUAUCAGAACUCGCUCACACGGAGCGCCCCCAUACCCAGUGAGUCUCAGGGACGGAGUGGAGCCCGCUUUCACACCUCCUACGACAAAAGAUACGUCAUUAAGAUCAUCACCAGUGAGGACGUGGCCGAGAUGCACAACAUCCUAAAGAAGUACCAUCAGUAUAUCGUGGAGUGUCAUGGCAACACACUCCUCCCACAGUUCUUAGGCAUGUAUCGCCUCACGGUGGAUGGAGACGAAACAUACAUGAUUGUUACACGUAAUGUCUUCAGCCACCGGCUGGCCAUUUACAAGAAAUACGAUCUGAAGGGAUCCACAGUGUCCAGAGAGGCUAGUGAUAAGGAGAAGACCAAGGAGCUACCAACUUAUAAAGACAACGACUUCAUCAACGAUGGCCAGAAAAUCUAUAUUGAUGAGGAAAACAAGAAGAUGUUUCUGGAGAAACUGAAGAAUGAUGUGGAGUUUCUAGCCCAGCUGAAACUAAUGGACUACAGUUUAUUGGUGGGGAUCCAUGACGUGGAACGAGGGGAGCAGGAGCAGCCUGAAGAAGAGAGUGAGGAUAACGAGGCAGCGGAAGAAGAAGGUGGAGAGAGUGAUGGUGGAGCCACUGGCAGUCCUCCAGACAGCCCCAGUAACACACUGGAUAGCAACAAACCUCUGGGACCUGGAGAAUUUGACCCCACAAUCGAUGUCUAUGCCAUAAAGAGCCAUGACAAUGCCCCCAAAAAAGAAGUGUACUUCAUGGCGAUUAUUGACAUCCUCACACCCUAUGAUGCGAAGAAGAAAGCAGCCCAUGCAGCUAAAACAGUGAAACAUGGGGCAGGGGCAGAGAUCUCUACGGUCAACCCAGAGCAAUAUUCCAAAAGAUUUUAUGACUUCAUCACCACCAUUCUGUCCUAG